Talaromyces amestolkiae is the source of this 1983-nucleotide messenger RNA. RefSeq lists its product as uncharacterized. The record is from RefSeq and is a predicted model, not a curated record. Bases 1 to 1983 code for a protein of 660 amino acids. Gene Ontology annotation, biological process: negative regulation of transcription by RNA polymerase II; mitochondria-nucleus signaling pathway; regulation of nitrogen utilization. Lineage: Eukaryota; Fungi; Ascomycota; Eurotiomycetes; Eurotiales; Trichocomaceae. Gene Ontology annotation, cellular component: cytoplasm. The transcript is spliced from 3 exons.
AUGUCCUUCGGUACUGUCGCUGUGCCCACUAAGUACCACCGUUACGCAAAAUACGACUUGCUAGACGGCGAGCAAGAGAAGGAACGAAGUACAGCUGGAUUAUUCAACUCGCCAUCCACCAAAAGUGUCCAGUUCGCACACUUUUCACACGCCGUUCGAACACGCUUGGGGACCACGGCGACCCCAUACUUCAUGUCUAGCUUCCCGGAUAGAUUCAACCGUGUCGCCACGAACAUGCCGAAAUUGUCUACGCCCGUUCUUACGGUGGACGCGGCCAAAAUCCACAAGGUCGACACGACCAAUACCCAAAGUCUUCACGGCAUGUGGCUCGUCUUUUCGAAAUGUGCAGAUUACAUGGAAGAAGGACGGCGGUUAGAGAAUCUUACAUGGCGUCUAUGGACGCGUGAAACAUUUUGUGUCGCUCCCGCCAGUGAAUCCGACACCUCUGCUAUCCCGCUACUACGCGCCGAGUCUUCGGAGAUGCCUCCCCUGUCAGCAAGUGUCGAGUCCGUUGCGUCGGUGGACGAAGACCAGAUUGAAUCCCACAUCAAGCCUGGCCCAGUCGAGGUCAAGCCAACCGUGGUCGGUGAGGAUGCUUUGAUGCUCGGAAAGGAAAAACACAUCACCCCUUCAGAUCUCGAGCGAAUGGUUCUGAACAUCAAGGAAAGGAAGGCUUUAGAGCCCUUCCCACCCAAUACCGUUGUCGAUGUCACUCCCCGCGCUGCCUCGCCUCCUUCGACCACUCCUCAAGAACCCGAAACAAUCACUGAGGAGCCCAUGCGACGCCCGCACACUCUUCACUCCGCCGAGUCAUGUUCCACAACUACCGCGCCUGAGAACAAUGACAGCGACGCUGUAAUCACUGAGGGCUCCGAUACCAGCGUUUCGUCGUCGGGCGUGCUUCCCGGCAAGCCUAUUCUCACCAAGACGCCAAGCAUUGUGCGCGGCUUCUCUCCAUCCCAGAUUUCGUCCUCUUACCGAUCAAGCACACGUCUUGCUGCUGCCGAACAAAACGUCGCAGCUAAAAUGCAAUUUCAGCAAAAGCUCAUCCCUAAUAAGCGUAAAGGCGGAAUGUUCACUUUGGGAGGAUCAUCUGGCGACGACGAGAGCUCGUUUGAGGAGCGCAUGACGCCUAAUCAUACGAUUAACCCUCAUCGCAGCUCGCUUUCCGAAGAACUUAGCCGUCGUCCAACAUCAGAUGUGAUGAAGAACGGAGUGAAUGGCAUUAGCCCCGAGAAGAAGACUUCAUUCCGUAACGACGUCGAGUCUACGAUCAAACCUAUUGAAGAGCGCGUCUACGAAGAUGAAGACGCGAUCGAAACCGAUGACACUGAGGAGGAACCAUCCGAAAGCGCGAUCGAGGACGAAGACGAAGAGGAUUGGGAGGACUCGGUGACGGAAAGUGGGCAGUCGAGCGUCGACGACAAGGAGUUGUUCCAACGGGUUGAUUCACGACCAAAUCUUGUAUCGAGGCCGUCUCUUUUGACUAUGAUGAUGCACCAGCCAGCGAAAAUGGGCAUGCCGACGCGAUCGACACCAGUCUUGCAACGGUCUCGAGUGACGCCGCCUAAUGGACCUUCGACAGGCGCAUCUCCCGACGAUGGCGAGAACUUGACUAUGAAAGGUCGCGACGUGCCACGGUCGAAGCCGAUCAUCGUGAAGCCUACAGCUCAAGGAUCGGGAGCGCAUUCGCCACGCACCACACGACGGAAUAUGUUGGCGACCGAGUUGACCGAAUCUCUUCGCCGACACCUAUUGUGGGAGCGACAGCAAAAGAACACGACAGCGACGGCAGUUUUCAAGCGUCGUCACACUACACAUGACAUGGCCAACCUUAGGGAAUACCCAGGACCAAAGGGCGCAGCAGUCGCAGGAGGUCAGCGAGGUACAACCGACGGCAGUGCCAAAGACACAUCAAAGAACAGCUCAUGGAACAACUACAACGACUACGGGCCAUGGGAAUACCACGUCAAGGGGUGGUAA